Molecule: messenger RNA, 912 nt
Organism: Manduca sexta (tobacco hornworm)
Lineage: Eukaryota; Metazoa; Arthropoda; Insecta; Lepidoptera; Sphingidae
Product: ER membrane protein complex subunit 7
Cellular component (GO): EMC complex
Molecular function (GO): carbohydrate binding
Source: RefSeq, a predicted model, not a curated record
AAGAAUGAGACGUCAACUGUCAUAAGUGAUAACAUUGCAUUGAUAAAAUCAGAAAAUUUUAUGGAUUAGUGUUCAUUGUUCAUCAAUUUCAUUUAGUAAACUUACGCAUAUAGUUUCAUAUACAUGUGUUUGUAAACGUAAACUAUAAAUUUUUAUCAUGAAAGAUUUCAUAUCGUUACUCAUCACUAUCUGUGCUUUCGGUUAUGGCCUCGGUGCGGUCAAUCCUAGCGACGAAGAUGUAGGAAACGGCAGAUAUGUGAUCGAAGGCAAGGUGUUCCCACCCGACGAGCUCGAGCAUACUGUCUGGCAGGUGGACACACGCGUACACGUCAAUGGUGGAGAGUACAUCGGCUUCAUACGGGAUGAUGGUGUGUUCGUCAUCCAUAAUGUGCCCUCAGGGUCCUACGUGGUUGAAAUCAUCCACCCAGACUACAUGUACGAGCCAGUGCGGGUUGAAAUCAACUCCAAAGGGAAAUACCGCGCGAGGAAAGUGAACUACAUACAAACGUCGCAGGUCAUACAAGUACCGUAUCCAUUGCGAAUGAAACCUCUGUCGCGAUUCAGGUAUUUCCAAGUAAGAGAACAAUGGCGUCUCACAGAUUUCCUGUUUAACCCAAUGGUGAUCAUGAUGGUGUUACCGCUUCUCCUAAUUAUGGUGUUGCCAAAAAUGAUGAAUGAUCAGACCAAAGAGGAUUUGAAGCAGAUAAGCAACCUCACCAAGAUGACUGAGAUGCCUGAAAUGUCAGAGAUGUUUACAAACUUGUUCAGCGGAGGAGCUCCUGCCAAGCCUGCAAGUUCUAAAGCAAAACAACUCAAAAAGAGGCAGUAGAUUAAUUCUACAAUAUAAGUAUUUAUAAAUUAUUAUAUAUAGAUUGUAAUAUAUUAAUAAAAAUAAAACAAUUAAAGUAUUGA